UUAUGUGGAAGAUAAAAGCGGAGUAGGAGGAAAUUGUUGAGUAUUGUUUACAAUCUUUUUAAUUCGUAAUAAUUUUUAUGGUGAUCGCGUUUGUCAAAAAAGAUAGUGUAUUUAGAAUUUUGUUUACAAUGUCAAUGCGACCAGAUGACCAUCGCCGAAAGUGGGAUAAAACCGAAUACCAGCGUCUGGCACAGGAACGGCUACAGUCUCAAGCCAAGGCAAAUCAAAAGGAUGAAGAGCCCGUACAAAGAGAAAAUUUAAAGCGACGAGACUAUAAAGUAGAUCUCGACAGCAAACUCGGAAAAAGCGUUGUAAUAAACAAGAACACCCCUACCUCACAAUCUGGUGGAUACUAUUGCAAUGUGUGCGAUUGUGUUGUUAAAGAUUCAAUUAACUUCCUUGAUCAUAUCAAUGGAAAAAAACAUCAACGUAAUUUGGGUAUGUCCAUGAAAGUGGAGCGAAGCACAGUUGAUCAAGUGAAAGAACGUUUCCAAGCUAAUAAAAAGAAGAUGGAAGAAAAACAAAAAGACUAUGAGCUCGAACGACGUCUGCGUGAAGCCAAAGAGGAAGAAGAGCGAUACAAGGAGCAUCGAAAAGAGAAACGAAAAGAGCGCAAAAGAAAAGCUAGCGACACAGAUCCCCUGGGAGGUGGAGGUUUGACCGACGAUAUGGCGGCAAUAAUGGGAUUUUCUGGGUUUGGUAGCUCAAAAAAGAAAUCAUAGAAAUACAACUACAAUGGAAAUAUUUUUUAACUGUAAUAAUAUUUGCUUUAUUACAUAAAAUAUUGUAACAUACAAGCUAGUAGAAAUAUAUAAAUACAAACGAUAA
Molecule: messenger RNA, 828 nt
Organism: Ceratitis capitata (Mediterranean fruit fly)
Lineage: Eukaryota; Metazoa; Arthropoda; Insecta; Diptera; Tephritidae
Product: zinc finger matrin-type protein 2
Exons: 2
Coding region: 78-722 (214 amino acids)
Biological process (GO): mRNA splicing, via spliceosome
Cellular component (GO): U4/U6 x U5 tri-snRNP complex; spliceosomal complex
Molecular function (GO): nucleic acid binding; zinc ion binding
Source: RefSeq, a predicted model, not a curated record